AUGCAGGUCAAGGUAGGUCAGAGGUCAGAGGCUAGGUUCGGAGGUGAGGUUGGAGGAAGCGAACUCGAAUGCAGGUCAAGAACGCAUCUCGAAGAACGUGAGGCGGCGGAACAGCGGAGCGAACACGCCCACAAGAGGCUGUUGGAGCUGAUCCGGGUCGUGACCUCGUCUCUCAGUCUGGGUGACCUCGAUCCGAAAGACGCUCAGGAGAAGUUAUCGUCAAGGCUGGCUGAGCUCGUACAGGAAUGCGCGAGGCUUCGGAGUCAGACGCUUCAGCUGGACGAAUCGCUUCAACUGGUCGAAGGUGAAGCGGGCUCGGCGAGACAAACCGUUUCGCGUCUCGUUAACGAACUGGACGACGAGAAGCGGACGGUCGAGGAACAGAAACUGGCUCUGACUGAAUUCAGAAAGGAAAACGACGACCUUAGGACAAGACUGCGCGCUCUGGAGGAGGAGGUGAAGAGUGUGCGGGAGAGAUUGCACAACACCAACAAAUCCUACAAUGCAACACUGGAGGAAUUGCACGCGGCCGAGAAGCAGCUGCAACAAGCCAAAGACGAAUCCGUGGUGUCCGAUCACCGCCGUCAGCAGAGCGAGGUCGAGAGCCGUGGGUUCCUGACGACGGUGGCCGCCCUUCUGUCGACUCCCGAGCAGCGCGUGGCUCCCGACGUGCAGGCCAUUAAUGACAGGAUUCAGUCGCUCGUGGCUGCCAACAGGGAGGCGGCGGAGCACAUGGAGCGCCUCACCUCGCAAGUGACGAGUCUGGGCGAGCAGUCGAGACGCCAAUCCGAACUCUACGAAACGGCAGUGAAGCGCGGGCGGCAGUGCGAGGCGGAGGUGCACGCUCUCACCACCAGAGGGAGGCAGCUGGAGGCCGACGCACAGACGGCGGAGGCUGCGAGGGAACAUGUGGUUAUAGAGAAGGAGAAGACCGAACGCAUCUUGAACCGUGUCGUCGAGGCUCUGGGACUGAUGGAGAUGGGUCAGGAGGUCACCAAUGACGUCGAGAUGAUCAUCUGCCGAUGUCAACAGCUGGCCAAGCUCGAAGGGGAGAAGAUCGUGGACAAAUUUAGUAUUGAUCAUUCUGGGUCAUACCUGAAGUGGCAGAGGUUCGAGUCCUUAUCAAAGAGGGUAUUUACCUUUUACCCAAACAACUCCUACAGUAUUAAUCAUUUUGGGUCACUAAUCGAAGUGGCAGAAGCUCGAGUCUUUGUCAGAACGACCACCGUGUACCAACUCCAGCGUAAGGUCAAGAGUCUGCGGGAGGCGGUUGACCGGAAGGACCUCCACGUGGACAUGCUGCGUCGGAAGCUCGCCCUGACGGAGGACGCUGCCAGGGCCUCGCGGCAUCUGGAGGAGGAGAGAGAUGAACUGAUUGCUAAGUACAAGCGCCAGUGCCGGAUGGUCGAGCGACUCAAUUCCGAACUGGGCGAGACUCGACUCCAGCUUCGAGACCUUCAGGCGCAACUCGCUGACGCUGCGGAGGAAAAGGAUAAGUUUUUCAGUAUAUGA
Molecule: messenger RNA, 1512 nt
Organism: Penaeus chinensis
Lineage: Eukaryota; Metazoa; Arthropoda; Malacostraca; Decapoda; Penaeidae
Product: dynein regulatory complex protein 1-like
Exons: 11
Coding region: 1-1512 (503 amino acids)
Source: RefSeq, a predicted model, not a curated record